GGAAGGCCCUGCAGGUGGCGAGUAGGUUUCCUGUACCUUACUUUUUGCCUGCCUGGCAGGCAACCAGCGGCGGUCGGUGGAUCCAAGGAACAGGUCAGUCGAUUUUUCUUUGUCCGCCCUCGAUUUACUUCUCUUUCGUCGUUUGUCUCCCUACCUCAGGCACUGCGUACAUUAAGGUACCUACGGACCAGUGCUCAGGUCGAGUCCCGCGUGAAGUGGAACGCGAAAUCACCGCGGAGCCGGUGACCUCAUUGGUCUGACAUCACCCGUCGCCUUCUACUUCUUCGUCGCCGUCCGGGACUACGGAGUUCUCGCGCUCGCUUCACUUUGCUUUCACCCCCCUCCCCACUCAACAAAAUGGCGGACCGACGGCGCACCAGGAACAACAUCAGAGGCCCCCACUCGGCGCUGACCGACUUCCUUGCGUCCAAUAACAUAUCUGCCGCCCAAAUCCAUGAUGACCAUCAAAGGCGCCUGAGAGAGGCCGAGCGCCAGGAGGCCGCGGAAAAUCCCCCAGAGGCAGCCGACGCUACUGAUGCCAAUGAACCCACCGGCGAGUCGCCCGAACAGAAGAAGAAGCGCAAGCGGAAAGAGUCGGCCACCCUCGCCAAGAUCAAACAAAGCAAGGAAUUUGCCCGUCGUAAAAGCCGGCGGACUGGUGAGCCUGAUGGAGACGACGACAUCAUUGCGAGGGAGAUGCUGCAGGAAAAGUCUCGCCCGAUGCCCGGCCAGCUUGAGAACUGUGAAAUCUGCAGCAAGCGAUUCACGGUCACGCCAUAUAGCAAGACGGGACCCGGUGGAGGUCUUCUCUGCGCCAAGUGUUCCAAAGAGGUGGCCGAUGACGAAAAGAAGUCAAAGGCCAAAAAGCGGGCACCAAGAACCGGCCGUCGCCAAAACCAAAGCAAUCUGCUUGACGGGAUUGCUCAGCACGGCGCGUUAAGCUUGGCCGAAAUGUGUACCAAGAAAGUUGCCGACAAUAUCAACGACAUAGACGAGUUUGGGGAUCUGCCGUCGCAGCUGCUACAUCGUCUUAGCCAGAUCCUGUCCAAGAGGAGGGCGUUGACGCCGAGGACUCUAAACCUAUUUCUUCGCCCGGACAUGGAUUCCAUUGACAUCUACGACUCCGCGAAGCUUGAGACUGAGGACUUUCAGAAAAUUCUAACGUUCAUGCCUUCCCUAGCUCAUAUCAAUCUCCGCUUUGCCGGUCAGCUCAAGGACCAAGUUCUCGAAUAUAUGCUCGAUCGAAAUCCCCAGGUCAAGUCUCUGCAGUUGGACGCCGCCAACCUCGUGUCAGAUGCAUACUGGCGGCGAAUGUUCCGGCAAUUUGGACCGCGACUAGAAAGUCUCAAACUGUCCAACCUGGACUUUGCUCUUGAUGAUGAAAGCGUGGCCUUGAUGUGUGAAACCUGUCGAUCGCUUCGCCGGCUGAAAUUGAAGCAUUGCUGGAAAAUGGGCGAUGGCUCCCUCCAAGCCAUAUCGACCCUGCCUAUGCUCGAACACUUGUCUUUGGGCUUCGUCCGCGAUAUUAGGCUAGAAAACCUUCUCGAGGCCGUUUCCAGGACCGGCCCUGGUCUGCGAACGCUAUCACUGGAGGGGUUUACCAACGCCGACGAUCGCCUUCUCGAAACCGUUCACGAGAAGUGCGACUCGCUCACCAAGCUUCGGUUUUCCGACAACUCGGUGUGUACCGACCAGGGAUUCGUCAAGCUGUUUACCGACUGGUCGAACCCUCCCUUGGAGGUUGUGGAUCUUUCGUCAACGCGAGACGUGGAUAAUAACAGCCCUGACGGACCCGCAGAGGCAACCGGCCUUGCCUCUCAGGGGUUCGUUGCUCUUAUGAACCAUUCAGGUGGCACGAUCCGAAAGCUGAACAUCGCAUCCUGCCGCCAUGUGUCUCGCGCCGCCUUUGAGGAAGUGUUCUCGGAAGGUAGAAGAUAUCCGAAUCUCAAAGAACUCGACGUUUCGUUCCACGCCGCGCUCGAUGAUUACCUUGUUGGUCGGCUAUUCCGGUGCUGCCCGGGCAUCAAAAAAUUGGUGGCGUUUGCCUGCUUUAACAUCCGAGAGGUGCAAGUGCCUCUCGGGGUUGCGCUGAUCGGAGGAUUGAAGGCCCAGGACUCGAUCGUCGUCGAAGGCGCGUGGUAGGGCAACCUCGAGACGAGAACACUACUGCGUAAUGCAGCCGUUGGGGAACGCGGUCACCGACAGGUCAAAUGGCGGAGCAAACUAUCUAGCGCGC
Molecule: messenger RNA, 2236 nt
Organism: Aspergillus steynii IBT 23096
Lineage: Eukaryota; Fungi; Ascomycota; Eurotiomycetes; Eurotiales; Aspergillaceae
Gene: rad7
Product: DNA repair protein Rad7, protein
Exons: 5
Coding region: 358-2142 (594 amino acids)
Source: RefSeq, a predicted model, not a curated record